Messenger RNA from Saccostrea cuccullata (small rock oyster), 1046 nucleotides. RefSeq lists its product as uncharacterized. The transcript has 3 exons. Bases 1 to 984 code for a protein of 327 amino acids. The record is from RefSeq and is a predicted model, not a curated record. NCBI's taxonomy places the organism in Eukaryota, Metazoa, Mollusca, Bivalvia, Ostreida, Ostreidae.
AUGGUGGACGUGAUGCAGAAAUCUGUGUUGGUACCUUACGAGAAGUACAACCGCCUCAUGACACUUCAGGAGACACAUCGCGCGAAUUCCGAAGCAGACGCGGAGAGAGACGUGGCAGAAAAUGUACCUGAAAACACGAUAGCCCUACCACACCCGGAGAAAUCACAGAACCUUGACAUGUCAACUCAGACCGAAUCCGAGGACUCGAUAAAACCUGAAACAACAUCAGCCAAUUUAUCUACGAAGGAAUCCGAGGAAUCGCUAAUCACAGAAAAGCCAGUACGCAGAUAUAUGAGAAAGAGUUGCAAGGAAAAAGGAAGAAAGCUACAAAAACCAGAAGGAGUCAGUAAAACACAAACAGAUGUCAACAAUCCAUCAUACUUUGUGAAAGAAAAAACUACUUAUAAAUUAUCGGAUAGCAACCCUUACAAUGAGACAAAGGAGGGGGAUUAUAAUCAUUUGAGAGAUAAAGAUUCCAGGAGGAAAAAUGUGGAAGAUACGUAUCAACACACAAAACCUUUUUCCAAUGGAAAUAUUUCUAACUACGAUUCAACAGCAUAUCAUCAGAAUCAGGGACCAAGAUUUACAGGCCAAAUGACACCACAAGAUGAAGAACAAGUCAGUAGUACCUAUUCUGAGAUAAACAAUUCGAAUCAAAGCACAUAUUUUGUGCUAGAAAAACCAUCUUCCUACGAAUUCGUUGAUGAUAGUAUGUUAGAUUCGGAGAGUCCUUACAAUGAGACUGAGGAGGGAGAUUACGACCAUCUGAGAAACAAAGAUUCUCGAAAGAAAGAUACAGAUGACACGUAUCAUCACGCCACUUUUGAAGGCAAUAGAGAUAUGUCUGAUUACAGUAUCUCAAUCGCAGACCCUCAACAAGAACUCGAGAGCACAUAUGAUCAUAUGCAUGAACCAUUAAAUCUACAGAGCAAUUCAGAUUAUGGAUAUAAUUACAUCGAUCCUAAUAUAAAACACUAUAAGUAAAUGCUUUUAAAGCAGGAUUUUUUUAUGAAAUGAAUUUCUUUUAUAUCUACGUUAACUGAAGA